UGUAUCAUUGUGUCCGGCCUCGCUCUCUGAUCGGAGUGUCUGUGUGGAUGAAGUGUUCCAGCUAAUCUCCAAAAAACAACAUCAUACAGUCCUAAUUACCUAAAACAUUGGUCCUUCGAGCCGGAUACUUCACUCAUAUCAGCAAAAUGGACACAAAUAAAGCAAUAGAACGGCCACGGCAGCUACCAGCUCACCUCCAGGACUACCAGGUUAGCCUUCCUCAGUCAUUGAUGCCUUAUGCUGCCACUCAUCAGGAUGACAAUCUAGGUGCCAGUGCACAGCAGCUGCAGUCCCUCAGCCUGCAGACCAAGUCUGCUAUUCAAGAUGGCCAGCUACUUUCAGCACUCGGGCUCUCACAGUGUCAUUCCCCAGCGGCGGCAGUCGAUAAGGUAAGCCAGUGUAACACAGUACUACAAGCUAAUACCCAGCCUGGCUCACCAGUGGUGUGUGAAAGGACCCUAUCUCCUGCCCUAAGUGAAUGCAGCCUGCAAAGUUAUCCCAUCACAGAUGACUGCCCAAGUGAACCUAGUUCUCUAGCAUCACACCAAGCAAUACCUGUUAAGUUAAGUCUCCGGCAAGACAGUACAAC
This is a messenger RNA of Austrofundulus limnaeus, 589 nucleotides long. RefSeq lists its product as uncharacterized. Lineage: Eukaryota; Metazoa; Chordata; Actinopteri; Cyprinodontiformes; Rivulidae. The record is from RefSeq and is a predicted model, not a curated record.